AUGAGAAUUAAGAAGAAGGGUACAUCCGGUAACGCAAAGAACUUCAUCACAAGAACACAAGCUGUCAAGAAGUUGCAAGUUUCUUUAGCCGAUUUCCGUCGUCUUUGUAUUUUCAAAGGUAUUUAUCCAAGAGAACCAAGAAAUAAGAAGAAGGCCAAUAAAGGAUCUACUGCACCAGCUACCUUCUAUUACACUAAAGAUAUCCAAUACUUGUUACAUGAACCAGUGUUAGGAAAAUUCAGAGAGCACAAGACUUUUGCUAAAAAAUUGCAGAGGGCUUUAGGUAGAGGUGAAGUGAGCGAUGCUCAAAAGUUAGAAAGUAACCGUCCAAAGUAUACCUUAGAACAUAUUAUUAAGGAAAGAUAUCCAACUUUCUUAGAUGCUUUAAGAGAUAUUGAUGAUCCAUUAAACAUGUUGUUUUUGUUUGCCAAUAUGCCUGCUACUGAUAAGGUAAGUCACAGAAUUACUAAAGAAGCAGAGAAAUUAACCAACCAAUGGUUAGCAUAUGUAGCUAAGGAAAGAUUGAUCAAGAAGGUAUUUGUUUCAAUCAAGGGUGUUUAUUAUCAAGCCAAUGUCAAGGGGCAAGAAGUUAGAUGGUUAGUUCCAUUCAAAUUCCCAACCAACAUUCCAACAGAUGUUGAUUUCAGAAUCAUGUUGACAUUUUUAGAAUUUUAUUCGACCUUAUUACAUUUCGUCUUAUUCAGAUUAUAUAAUGAAGCUAAUUUGAUUUAUCCACCUACCAUUGACACCGAGAAAUUGAAGGGUAUUGGUGGAUUAUCAUCAUACGUAUUACAAUCUAAGGAUCAAGGUGUUAAAGCAUUAUUGCCAAAUGCUAAGAAAACAACUGACUCUAGCAAUGAAAGUAAAAAUGUGAAAGGUACCAAAUUAUCUAAAGAAGAAAUUUCUAAGGCAGUUGCUGCUGAUAAGUCCUUGAAUGAACAUGUCGAAGAUAAUGCAAGCGAAAAUGUCGAAGAAGUUGAAUUGGAUGAAUUUUCGUCUACUAAUAAGACUGCUGGUGAUUUAUUAUCUCAGCCAUCUAAAUUUGCAUCACCUACCUCAACUUUGUUAUCUAAGUUUAUUUUCUAUGUUGGUCGUGAAGUUCCAUUAGAUAUUUUGGAAUUCUGUAUCUUAUCAUGCGGUGGAUCUAUUAUUUCUGAAAUUGCAUUAGAUGAAUUACAACUUAACCAACCUGAAGAAUUUAAGAAAUUAGAUUUAUCUAAUAUUACGCAUCAAAUUGUUGAUAGACCUAAGGUUGCAUCAAAGGUUGCAGGUAGAACCUAUGUUCAACCUCAAUGGGUUUUCGACUGUAUUAAUAAGAGUGAGUUAUUACCAGUGAGUCAAUAUGCUCCUGGUGAAACCUUACCACCUCAUUUAUCACCAUGGGGAGAUGCUGGUGGUUACAACCCAGAUGCAGAAAUCAAACCUGCUGAAGAAGGUGAAGAAGAUGAAGAGGAAGUUGAAGGCGAUGAAGUUGAAGAAGACGUCGAAGAAGAGGAAGAGGAAGAAGAUGAAGAUCUCCAAGCCCAAAAAGAAUUGGAGUUAGAAGCAGCUGGUGUGAAAUCAGCAGACGCGCAAAAGGAUAAGAAAGAUAAGAAAGCAUCUAAGGGUAAGAAGAGAUCAGCUGAAGACGAAGAAAAGGAAUUAAAGAAAAUUAUGAUGUCUAAUAAACAACGUAAAUUGUACAAGAAGAUGCAAUACGGUAUUGAUAAGAAGGAAGCUAGACAAGAUGAUUUAACUAAAAAGAGAAGAAAGCUUGAGAAGACAAAGGCUGAAUUAGGUAAGUUAAAUAAAAAGAACUAA
Molecule: messenger RNA, 1800 nt
Organism: Debaryomyces fabryi
Lineage: Eukaryota; Fungi; Ascomycota; Pichiomycetes; Serinales; Debaryomycetaceae
Gene: PES1
Product: mRNA-binding ribosome synthesis protein
Exons: 1
Coding region: 1-1800 (599 amino acids)
Biological process (GO): ribosome biogenesis; maturation of LSU-rRNA from tricistronic rRNA transcript (SSU-rRNA, 5.8S rRNA, LSU-rRNA)
Cellular component (GO): PeBoW complex; nucleolus
Molecular function (GO): RNA binding
Source: RefSeq, a predicted model, not a curated record